AUGUCGUGGAAGUUGACCAAGAAGUUGAAGGAGACGCACCUGGCACCUCUGACUAGCGGUUUUGGUCGUUCGACUUCUACGUCGACAGUGAAGGCAGAAGACGAGACUACCCCGCAACAAGAGUCCCCCAGCCUCUCGACCAUGCAGAGCAAUACCAGUGUAACAUCUGCGAAUGGCAUCGCCGCCUCCGAAGCCAUGAGCAACCCCCCAGUUCAAACCACAAAGCCCGGUAUCCUGAUCGUGACCCUCCACGAAGGCAAAGGCUUCUCGUUACCACAGCAAUAUCAGCAGGCGUUCAACAACUACUACGGCGGAGGACACGCAGGCUCGGUCCGUCCUAACUCCUCGUACUCUGCAAACUCCGUAGCGGGCUCUUUCUCACAGAGCAACCGACCUGUCUCGACCCAUGCCGGCAUCAACGCUGCUCCUACCAUUCACGGCCGCUACAACAGCAAGCAUCUCCCCUAUGCUCUCCUUGACUUCGAUAAACUACAGGUUUUUGUCGACGCCGUCUCAGGCAGUCCCGAGAACCCAUUGUGGGCGGGUGACAACACAUCGUUCAAGUUUGAUGUGUCAAGAGUGUGUGAAUUGAGUGUUCAACUAUACCUUCGCAACCCCGCAGCGAGACCUGGAGUCGGCAGAAGCGAGGAUAUCUUCCUUGGAGGUGCUCGUAUCCAACCACGUUUCGAGGAGGCCAAACCGUUUGUACCCGACCCAAAGAAGAGCAAGAAGGACAACGACAAGGCCGAGGCACAGCAUCAACAGCAGGAAAAGCAAGCUGGUCAACUUGGCGCCGAAUGGGUUGAUGUGCAGUUUGGCACUGGCUCUAUCAAAAUCGGUGUCAACUACGUUGAGAAUCGUCAAGGCAGUCUCAAGAUCGACGACUUUGAGCUACUCAAGGUUGUUGGGAGAGGAAGCUUCGGAAAAGUCAUGCAAGUCUUGAAGAAGGACACCGGCCGGAUUUACGCCCUCAAGACAAUUCGAAAAGCCCAUAUCAUCUCGCGAUCCGAAGUUGCACACACCCUCGCCGAACGCUCGGUGCUGGCACAAAUCAACAACCCCUUCAUCACGCCCCUCAAAUUCUCCUUCCAGUCGCCCGACAAGCUAUAUUUCGUUCUCGCCUUUGUCAAUGGUGGCGAGCUGUUCCACCACCUGCAGAAGGAACAGAGAUUCGACAUCAACCGUGCCAGAUUCUACACCGCUGAGCUUCUAUGCGCUCUCGAGUGCUUACACGGCUUCAAGGUCAUCUACCGCGAUCUCAAGCCUGAGAAUAUCCUGCUCGACUACUCGGGACACAUUGCACUCUGUGACUUUGGUCUCUGCAAGCUAGACAUGAAGGACGAGGACCGCACGAACACUUUCUGUGGCACGCCCGAGUAUCUCGCUCCCGAGCUCCUUCUCGGCCAUGGAUACACCAAGACUGUCGAUUGGUGGACUCUGGGUGUUCUUCUCUACGAAAUGCUUACUGGGUUGCCGCCAUUCUACGACGAGAAUACCAACGAGAUGUAUCGCAAGAUUCUACAAGAACCACUCCACUUCCCUGGCCCGGAGAUUGUCCCCGCGGCUGCCAAGGAUCUUCUAACUAAGCUUCUGGACCGUGAUCCGCAGCGGCGUCUAGGUGCUAGCGGCGCCUCAGAGAUCAAAGCACACCACUUCUUCGCCAAUAUUGAUUGGAGGAAGCUGCUCCAGCGGAAGUACGAGCCCAGCUUCAAACCUAGUGUUGCCGACGCUCGCGAUACUGCCAACUUCGACAAGGAGUUCACAUCCGAAGUACCUAAAGAUUCGUAUGUCGAAGGUCCUGUUCUGUCGCAGACCAUGCAACAACAAUUUGCCGGAUGGUCGUAUAACCGUCCUGUCGCUGGGUUGGGUGAUGCUGGUGGCAGUGUCAAGGACCCCUCUUUCGAUAACAUCUGA
This is a messenger RNA of Cyphellophora europaea CBS 101466, 1914 nucleotides long. RefSeq lists its product as uncharacterized. The transcript is spliced from 4 exons. Gene Ontology annotation, molecular function: protein serine/threonine kinase activity; ATP binding. The record is from RefSeq and is a predicted model, not a curated record. Lineage: Eukaryota; Fungi; Ascomycota; Eurotiomycetes; Chaetothyriales; Cyphellophoraceae. Gene Ontology annotation, biological process: protein phosphorylation. Bases 1 to 1914 code for a protein of 637 amino acids.